Messenger RNA from Chara braunii, 3882 nucleotides. NCBI's taxonomy places the organism in Eukaryota, Viridiplantae, Streptophyta, Charophyceae, Charales, Characeae. The record is from the annotation of a GenBank genome assembly.
GGAGUGUAGGAAAGAAGGGAGGGAAAGGGACUUGGGUCCAAAAGCAACAAGUAGAACCUGAACCGAAACCGGUGGAGAAGGACAAACAAGAGAUGAUCCCCGGUGCUGCCCUUGGCCCGUCUGCAGCACGAUACAUGCAGGAGGGGGACGAAAAAGGGUUUGAAAGAAGCAUCAGUCCCUCCUCGCAACAGAUGGGAGGUGAUGAGGGUGAGAAGGCCGGGCGACAGGGGACAGACGAAACGAUGAUGCAGAUCGAGGUAAUAAACAAUCCCCCUAAGCAGCCGGGCUUAGAGAGUGGGGGGCAGGCGGAAGGGGAAGGAAUGGGGGUGGAGCCAGAACGAGGGACACCAGAGGACAAGGGGUGCAGGGGGAGGUUGACAGGAAGGUCGAAGGAAAGGAAGAGAACAGAAGCAGAGACGGAACAGAGGAGCUUUCAGGACGAGGGGAGACAGAGUCAGAUGAUGGAGAUCGACCCCUUCCAGGCAGCCUUCGUCCCGGAGCUGAUGGAAGUCGACCCCCUUCCGGAAAACUCGACUGCAGUACCAGGGGGACUGUCCUGUGAGGAAGUGGAGGAGGAAGGGACCCCGCCGUCGCAGCGGCCUCCGGAGCAGAAGUUGGUAGCCAUCGCAGAUUGGCUGAUGGCUAAUCUGAAGGCAAAAUAUGGCUCCCUUGAUGACGAAUUCUGGGACAAAACAUACCUUGAGUUAUUCCCCAUGCUUGACACGAGCACCUCACUCCAAAAUGUCCUGGAAAACGGACUGCAACCCGGCGUCGGGUGGACAGAAGCAUGGCACAAAGUAGCUACCAUAGUGUUUGCAAGAUUCCAGCCUCCUCACUCAACCACAGUGAAGGAAGGGAGGCACAGUGGGAUACAAACUGAAGAGGCUCGUGACGGCCGACCGACGACAACGACGGAGGGAGGAGGGCUGACGAAGGAGGGAGGAGGGGUGACAAGGAGGGCCGCCGACAAGGACAACGACGGGGGACUGUCGACGAGGACGACGACGGCGAAGGAGGGAGGACUGUCGACGAGGACGACGGCGAAGGAGGGAGGAGGGGGCGGCAGCGGCAGUGCCAGCACUCGGCGGCGGGAGGGAGCGGCGGGACGCAGCGAUCAGAGUGCGCCGGGCGGCGAUGGCGCCAAGCAUCUCACAGAGCAGAUGAAGCUGCACUUCAUCGUGGAGGGCGUUGCGGGGAAAUAUGCAUUCAAGGAAUCGAAGCGGUGGAAGUGCAAGUACUGCGACCACCGUUUCAUCGGGACUGCGACGAAACUCACGAAACACUUCCUCGAAAAGUGCAGCCUUGACUAUUGCACAACGGAAAUGUCGGUGGAGGAGAGGGUGAGGAGGGAAGAGGGGAUAAGGCAAGGGAAGUGGCUUGCUCGCGUGCUGACGCACGGAGAGGCACUAGGGUCCGGGCCCAGCAAUUCGCAGACCGCCGCUGAAAACGUCCCUCAGUUUCGUAGCUCGGAGGUGGGUGCAGCGGGCAUCACCGAUGAAACACCCACGCCUCAAUCGACUGCAGGCACAAUUCAUGGAUCGAAGGCAUCGAAGGCAGUUCCAAAGGGACCUUUGCGGCAAACAUUGAUCGAGGAGGCCGACAGUGUUAUCACGCGAAACGAGCGGACGAGUCGUUUGGUGGAGAAUGAGUAUUUCCUAGAGUUCAUUGACGCGGUGAAGAAGGCCCAUCCGACGUGGAUGCCGUGCAGAAGCGAUGAGCAAAGGACGAAACGGCUGGACGCUGACUACGCGCGGCUUGGGGCGGAGGUGCGUUCGAUGAUCCCGAAGUGGAAGAAGUCCGGGUGUAUGCUGCAGAUGGACGGGUGGUCCGAUCACCGGAACAAGCCCCAUCUGAAUGUCAUGGUGUCCUCGCCAGUCGGUACGGUCUUUUGGAAGUCAGUGUGCAUGGAGGGCAAGGAGAAGGACGCUGAAGCUUACUUCCGUGUCUUGGAUGGGGUCAUCAAAGAGAUCGAAGCGGACACAGUCGUUGGUGUCGUCAUGGACAACGCAAGGGUGUGCGUCAAGGCAGGGAAGAUGGUGGAGGCCGCCUAUCCGAACAUCUUUCGCGUCGGAUGCACUGCGCAUGCGCUCGAUCUUGCGCUGGAGGACAUGGAUAAGCACAUGCCUUGGAUGGCGGAGGUGGUUGAUGCCGGGAACAAGGUCGGCAAGUUUUUCACGAAUGUGGACAAGGCGAGGGCCAUGUUCCACAACUACUCACCGAAGACGAAGUUGAAGCGCCCUGCGACAACCAGAUUUGCCACCAACUUCACGAUGCUCGGGUCUUUGAAGGAAAUGAAGAAUGCACUGGAUCGCUGCGUUUGCGAUGUGGGAUGGGUGGAGAAGAUGGUACGGGCAGAGCAGUUAGUGGUGUUCAACGAGGUGAUGACCAUCAUUCUUGACAAGGGCGAGUUUUGGAGCAACCUCAACAAGGCGCUCGAUGUGAUGCAGCCCGUAGUGGAGCUGCUUCGGCUGGUGGAUGGACAAGGACCGACCAUUUCGAAGGUGUACUUCAAAAUGGAUCGGGUUGUUCAGCGCAUGCGUGCCCUCGAGUGCCUCUCAAGUGACGAGCACGAGGCGGUGGAGCGCAUCCUCAUGGACCGCUGGUCAUUCAUGACCAGCGAGCAGCAUUGCGCUGCAGCCUUCCUGGAUCCUGAGCACCGAAUGCAGAACGCGCAGCACGACCCGGAGGUUCGCUCAGGAUAUAACAUCUGGCUAUACUCCUGGAUGCCACGAGAUAAGCUCAAGGAAGUGAGCUUCCAGGUUGACCAGUGGGUCAACGCUUUAGGAGGGUUCUCCACAGACUUGCAUGAGCUCAUCUACGGGAGAAGGCGCACGAAGCUCAUGCCGGAGAGGAUGGUCAAGCUCGUGUACAACAAUUGGAAUGUCCGCCUUCUGAAGAGCAUUCGGCGCGGCGGGGGGGAUGAAAUCCACAUCCCAUGGGCGUAUGACGUCCCGGUGGACAAGGAGAUGGAGGACUGGUACGCAGAUUGGCUGAAGCGUGUCCACGGAGAUGUGGAAGAAGAAGAGGUGGUUGUGGCGGACGUCGAAGACGAGGAAGACGAGUUUCCACUGCGGCGCACCUUCCAGUGCAAUGACGAGGUUGACGAGAGGCUGUGUGAGGAGGAGGACUCUGUUCUCGUCGGUACAAGGGAGCGCGAUUGGCACGAGUGCACGAAGCCCGGGAAAUACCGUGAGCGUGAGUUGCGCAGGAGAUCAGGCAACGAGUUGCCCGUGCCUGAGGAGUUGUAUACGGAGGAGGGCUAUGCUCUUGCAUUGGCAGCUCGACGGGCGGGCACAUGGGUGGAGGGUCGGGAGGAGGGACCACGGAGGAGGCRCACAAACAAGGGCAAASAGAAGSYUGRUGRCAACGCGCCCGUGCAGUGUGGCAAAAGGAAGGCUGUUGAGCAAGAACAGCCACGACCGAAAUGGGGCCGUCCCACAUUGGCGGAGCAGGCAGAACGCAGGGCACGAAAGGCGGAAGAGAAGGCCGCCAAGGCAGCAGCUGACGCUGCCGCAGCAAAAGCUGCUGCGGCCAAAGCCGUUGCGGCCAAAGCCCGAGCAUCGGCGAAAGCCGCCGCCAAGAACGCUGCCGCUGGGAAGACGAAGAGAGCCGCCACCAUAAAUGAUGACGACGAUGACGAUAUCUCGGAAGACAUCUGGGGAGAUGAAGAGCUCGAAGGCUCAACAUCGACUUCUUCCUGCUCAAGUGACACAUCUGAUUCCUGUGGGGAGGAGGGAACGGAGGAGAGUGACGAGGAAGAAGGCGGUGAGGGUGAGGCGCAGCCGGAGGAGAGCGAGGAGGAAGAAGGGGAACAGGCGGCGUAGGGUGCACCCGCUGUGCUGUUUUGGCAGACAAACUCAAGUUACUAAGCAAUUCGAAUGU